AGCAUUCCGGGCUGGGACUUGCGGUUGUGCUUGUUAGUARCAUCUGAAUAGACAAAGCCAUUGCCGUUGUGCGUGUUAGUAGCAUCUGAAUAGACAAAGCCAUGGCGGAGAGUCUGUGCGUUGUUGUGCUCCUUUUGUGUGGGACUCUGAUCCCCUUCGUGACCGCUGGUGAUGACUGUGAGGGCUACUACGAUGCCAGCAGCCGAUACCAAUCCAAGCAGUACUGCGGUGUGUUCCAGGAGUGCUGUGGAACGUGUGAGAAUAGAUACUGCUGCAUCAAUGGCUACGGACAGAUGGGGAAGUCUGAACAGAGCAGCUGCUUUUUCAGCAGCAGCAGCAGCAGCAGCAGCACAUUCACCAUCUGGCCGUUCAUUACAAUACCUGUCAUCUUCCUGAUUAUUUUAAUCUCUUGCUGCUUGUGUCCCUGCUGCUGCUUGUACAACAUGUGCCGGAAGCCCAGACCGGUGAUAGCCACGACCUCACACACCACAGUGGUGAAACACCAGUUCACCCAGCAACCUCAGCAGCCCAUCCAUGUCUACAGGGUGGCCCCCAGUACCCAGCCUACCAGCCCGUACCCGUCCAGCCUGGGUAUGGGGCUCAGCCUCAACCUGGCUACGGAGAGGGCAGCCCAUGCCCACAGCACCGGGCAACCAGGGACAACACUUCCAGCCAGGACCACCCCCUCCCUACCAAGACACUGGUUCAGCCUAUCCUCCUGCUAUCCCAGUGCCUUAUAGUCAGGCUGGGUUCAGUCCAGGACAGCCAUCUUACCCCAUCCAGCCUCCAGCUCAGCCCGGCUACUCAGCCAGCAGCCCGGCUACCCAGCCCA
Messenger RNA from Salvelinus sp. IW2-2015, 832 nucleotides. RefSeq names its product protein shisa-5-like. The record is from RefSeq and is a predicted model, not a curated record. NCBI's taxonomy places the organism in Eukaryota, Metazoa, Chordata, Actinopteri, Salmoniformes, Salmonidae.